This is a messenger RNA of Dipodomys spectabilis (banner-tailed kangaroo rat), 2407 nucleotides long. It is a transcript of the gene Kbtbd4, whose product is annotated as kelch repeat and BTB domain containing 4. The record is from RefSeq and is a predicted model, not a curated record. The transcript has 4 exons. Gene Ontology annotation, molecular function: protein binding. NCBI's taxonomy places the organism in Eukaryota, Metazoa, Chordata, Mammalia, Rodentia, Heteromyidae. Bases 180 to 1736 code for a protein of 518 amino acids.
AGAGGUUCCGGGUUCCUGGCACCGGGAUGAGAGGAGGGAACGCAGGUGAGAAAGCAAGACCAGCAGGUGGGAGUACAGUGAGGCGGACGUAGCCCAAGCUCGGGGUAGCAGCAGCUGGAGAGAAGGUGAAGACGUUGAGGAAUCGAACCGAUAACUGGAAGAGAGAGAAGUUGGCUACCAUGGAAUCACCAGAGGAGCCUGGAGCAUCCAUGGAUGAGAAUUACUUUGUGAACUACACUUUCAAAGAUCGGUCCCACUCAGGGCGAGUGGCUCAGGGCAUCAUGAAACUGUGUCUAGAGGAGGAGCUCUUUGCUGAUGUCACCAUUUCAGUGGAAGGCCGGGAGUUUCAGCUCCACAGGCUGGUCCUCUCAGCUCAGAGCUGCUUCUUCCGGUCCAUGUUCACCUCUAACCUGAAGGAGGCCCACAACCGAGUGAUUGUACUGCAGGAUGUCAGUGAGUCUGUUUUCCAGCUCCUGGUCGAUUAUAUCUACCAUGGGACUGUGAAACUUCGUGCUGAUGAGCUGCAGGAAAUUUAUGAGGUGUCAGACAUGUAUCAGCUGACAUCUCUCUUUGAGGAAUGUUCUCGGUUUUUGGCCCGCACAGUGCAGGUGGGAAACUGCCUUCAGGUGAUGUGGCUGGCAGAUAGGCACAGUGAUCCUGAGCUCUACACUGCAGCCAAGCACUGUGCCAAGACCCACCUGGCCCAGUUACGGAGCACAGAGGAAUUUCUCCAUUUGCCCCACCAUCUACUCACUGAUAUCAUCUCGGAUGGGGUUCCAUGUUCCCAGAACCCCACAGAAGCAAUAGAAGCCUGGAUCAGUUUUAAUAAAGAAGAAAGAGAGGCUUUUGCAGAAUCACUUAGGACUAGUUUAAAGGAAAUUGGGGAGAACGUGCACAUUUACCUUAUCGGGAAAGAGUCAUCUCGUACCCACUCGUUGGCUGUGUCCUUACACUGUGCAGAGGAUGACUCCAUCAGUGUAAGUGGCCAAAACAGCUUGUGCCACCAGAUCACUGCAGCCUGCAAGCAUGGAGGAGACCUGUAUGUGGUGGGGGGGUCCAUCCCACGGCGCAUGUGGAAGUGCAACAAUGCCACCGUUGACUGGGAGUGGUGUGCACCUUUGCCUCGAGACCGGCUCCAGCACACCCUGGUGUCUGUGCCUGGGAAAGAUGCCAUAUACUCCCUGGGUGGCAAGACACUGCAGGAUACUCUCUCCAACGCAGUCAUUUAUUACCGGGUAGGUGAUAAUGUAUGGACAGAGACAACCCAGCUAGAGGUGGCUGUGUCUGGGGCCGCUGGUGCUAACCUCAAUGGAAUCAUCUACUUACUAGGGGGUGAGGAGAAUGACCUGGACUUCUUUACCAAACCUUCCCGACUAAUCCAGUGUUUUGACACAGAAACAGACAAGUGCCACGUGAAGCCCUACGUGCUGCCCUUCGCAGGCCGCAUGCACGCAGCUGUACAUAAAGAUCUUGUAUUCAUUGUGGCUGAAGGGGACUCCCUGGUGUGCUAUAAUCCCCUUCUAGACAGCUUCACCAGGCUUUGCCUUCCUGAGGCCUGGAGCUCUGCCCCAUCCCUCUGGAAGAUUGCCAGCUGUAAUGGGAGCAUCUAUGUCUUCCGGGACCGAUAUAAGAAGGGGGAUGCCAACACCUACAAGCUCGACCCUGCCACUUCAGCUAUAACUGUCACAAGAGGCAUCAAGGUGCUGCUUACCAAUUUGCAGUUUGUAUUGGCCUGAGACAGUGAUGGAAAAGAAAAGCUGAUUCCUUUGUCCUUCCCUUUUCCAGCACCUCCCUUGAACCUCAAUUCAGAGUAAUGUGUUAGUUUGGACGUACAGUAGAAAACAGCACUUCCAGCCUGGCCCUAAACCCAUAGGGAUGUUCUGUUUGAGACUUAGUAGACUGUUGCUCCUCAGCUGGCUGCUUGAACCGAGGUGGCCAUCCUAUGAUCCCGUGCCUCACUACAGAUUGCUUAGAGCCAAGUUUCUCUCUGACCUUAGGCACAGCUUCCCCUCCUUACCUGAUCAAUGUUAAAUAGGAGUUGCCCAAUCCCAGGGCAGAAAGAUGCCCAUUCCUUUUUUUCUACAGCCAGCCAAGUGGCGAGUUCAGUUAUACACAAUUAGGUAUUAGAGUUUUCCUUCAGGCUUUGGUUGGGAGAAUGGACUAAGCUGAAGGUGUUCUUCACCAGCAAGACUCAACUCUAGAAUUCAGGACGUUCUUUCCAUUGUUUUUCAUCUGUCUGUCAGGAAAAGUAAUUUUGGUUUUAUUUUUGGCUUACUUCAACAGAUAAGCCAGGAAAUAGAAUUAUUUCUGAUUAAUAGCAGAAAUGUUUUCAAAACUGGUCUUUUAAAAGCUCUAGGCUAAAUCAGGAGCUAGAAACUGUUCAUACAAAUAAAAGUUUUUGAAGAGA